UGUGUUUGAUGAUGGAAAUUUUGACCAUUUGCGACUCCCAAUUUCGCCUUGUACCAUUAAGGUAGGAAGUCAAUAUCGAAAUGCUUCCUCACCAACCCAAACUUCCAUUCCCAUUUAGUGGGCCAAAAUACCCUCGGAAUCAGACCUCACAUCCUCAAAGUCCAGUUUUAUAACCAAGCAUCUCAGGUUGCCUUUUGUGUUCUUACGGAAAAAGAGAUAACAAUAGAACAGAAAGAAAGAAAGAUAAUAGCUUUUAUUUUUGUCCAGUUAUUGUUUCAUGGAGGAUAAGGCUUCAUCAUCAUCAUCAUCAUCAUCAUCAUCAUCAUCAUCGGAAAAAUCCAAAACUGCAGUUUUGGACGUUCCCCUUCAUUUAUUUGGGUUUGAAUUUGAAGAUAUAACACCCCAAAGAAUUUCCGGCCGUUUCAUUGUUACCGAGAAAUGCUGCCAGCCAUUUAAGGUGCUUCAUGGAGGGGUAUCAGCACUGAUAGCAGAGUCACUAGCAAGCAUGGGAGCACACAUAGCUUCUGGUUUUCAAAGGGUAGCUGGAAUUCAACUUAGCAUCAACCAUGUCAAACGAGCAGAACUUGGUGAAUUGGUCCACGCCCAAGCUACCCCUUUGAAUCUUGGCAAAACCAUUCAGGUAUGGGAUGUGAGAAUGUGGAAAAUUGAUCCGUCAAAUUCAAGAAACAAAGCUUUGGUAUCAUCUUCUAGAGUAACUCUACUGUGCAACAUGCCAGUACCAGAAAAUGCAAAAGAUGCUGCAGAAAUGCUAAAGAAGCAUGCAAAACUAUAAAUAUUGUUUUCCAAUAUAGUCAACUGAUACAUGUUCUGCCUCAAUGAAAUUACAUAUUACAAUAAACCUAAGAUUCAAAUUUAUUUACAGAUCGAGAUUCAUAGCUUCAAAAAUGAACAGAGUCAUCACAAUAUUCACAUUUUGUAACCUAUAUUGAAGUAUAGAAUAUCUGUUUUAGAAAUGGAUUGAUAUUCAGGGUCAACACUAGACAUAGAGACUAGGGCCCUGAUUGAGCAAUUUUUC
Messenger RNA from Arachis ipaensis, 1036 nucleotides. RefSeq names its product 1,4-dihydroxy-2-naphthoyl-CoA thioesterase 1. NCBI's taxonomy places the organism in Eukaryota, Viridiplantae, Streptophyta, Magnoliopsida, Fabales, Fabaceae. Gene Ontology annotation, biological process: phylloquinone biosynthetic process. The record is from RefSeq and is a predicted model, not a curated record. Gene Ontology annotation, cellular component: peroxisome. Gene Ontology annotation, molecular function: 1,4-dihydroxy-2-naphthoyl-CoA thioesterase activity.